AUGAUGGCCGUAGUAAUCGCUGUCCCAGUGGGCUUGUUCGUCCGUCGGGGCAAGCACACAUCAGCACACGCCAAUGCCUCGAAUGUGCCGCCAAGCAGCCCCAUAAUGAUAAGCAACACCUCUAGCCUCGCCUCGAUCGCUUGGAACGACACCAAUGGCAUAAUGCAGUACCGGGUUUAUUCGCAGGGCGAAGAUAAUAUUAUAAGGGAAUCUGCCUGGAAUGCCACCGCAAACUUGUGGCAACUCUCGAAUAGUGCAAUAGGCAUUGCCGAAGCCAAUGCUCCAUUGGCUGCUGUCAUUAGCGGUCCAGCGGUCUAUCCAUUUCAAAUAGAUCUCGGUGCUAUCAGCGCUAGCGAUACCAUUGUCUUUUGGCUCUGUACCGACUCUGAACUAGUCGACGGGGAGACUAAUUUCACGAGCGGGCCUUUCAUUGACCCUACCGUUGCACCAGCCGCACAUACAGCUCUCGCCGCGACUUGGGACCGUGCGCUUGACUGCAAUGAUUGCUCCGAAACCCUUCUCCUUUUGUACCAGGAUACCGCUGGGCAGUUGGCAUUGGGAAACUUGACCGUUGAUGGGUGGCUGUGGUUUACACUUUUUGCAAACCCAGUGCCUGGAACAGGCCUUGCGCUCGACGUGCGAUCCAUGGGCAAUGUGACAAGAAACAUAGCCAUUUUCUACCAGCGUGGAAAUGACUACCUUACAGCAACGCUAUUCAAUGGAACUUCCUAUCAAUGGGAGACCCGAGAAUCAGAUCCUAUCAGAAUGAUCGCCGCCAACGCCUCCAUAGCAUCCUCUAACUACGGCUCCACCUCAGUAGGCGUGACGCUGGACGAAGUCGUCUUAUCAACAAGCUCAAAUGGGACAGCGGUUAAUAUUUGGGAUGGUCAGACCCAGACGUUUGGGGUGGGGGAAUACUCAACGGUCCUGGGGGAGUCAAGAUCAUUGGCAACGAAUGCGGAUGCACACGCGUACGGCUUGCAACAUGGUACUGUCAAAGAGUUCAAGAUUGAUAACAUGCUCGCUCGCUUGGUCAGUCGUUGGGAACGUGACUACUAG
Messenger RNA from Letharia columbiana, 1059 nucleotides. RefSeq lists its product as uncharacterized. The coding region runs from base 1 to 1059 and encodes 352 amino acids. The record is from RefSeq and is a predicted model, not a curated record. NCBI's taxonomy places the organism in Eukaryota, Fungi, Ascomycota, Lecanoromycetes, Lecanorales, Parmeliaceae. The transcript has 3 exons.